CAAGUAUACCUGGAGAUUUUACACACGAAUAAAAACUAUGUCUGUACUGAGAAGGCCUGACGGAACCAUGACAGGUACCGAGUGAAGAAUUAAUAACGGAAUAUCAAGAAAAGAACACUGCGUGUGUUCCGGAGGCGUUCGCAGUUCGAGUGAGCACCUUUUGGUUCGGAGCGCACACAUACGCACGCAUCUGAGCAGUGAUGGGCGCUUGGACGCUGCUGCUGUGCCUACUCGCCAUUGUGAGAGGCAGCCUGGGGGCGGAUACUGAAGAGCGGCUGGUGGAGUACCUUCUAAACCCCGCCCACUAUAACAAACUGAUCCGCCCAGCGACCAAUGGUUCUGAGCUGGUGACAGUUCAGCUGAUGGUGUCACUGGCCCAGCUCAUCAGUGUGCACGAGAGAGAGCAGGUUAUGACCACCAACGUAUGGCUCACACAGGAAUGGCAGGACUACCGUCUGACUUGGGUCCCUGAGGAGUUUGAUGGCAUGGAGAAGGUCAGACUGCCUUCCAAACACAUCUGGCUGCCCGACGUUGUGCUGUAUAACAAUGCUGACGGAAUGUACGAGGUCUCCUUCUACUCCAACGCGGUGGUCUCCCAUGACGGCAGUAUCUUCUGGCUGCCUCCAGCCAUCUACAAGUCAGCCUGUAAGAUCGAGGUCAAACACUUCCCCUUCGACCAGCAGAACUGCACCAUGAGGUUCCGCUCCUGGACCUACGACCGCACAGAGAUCGACCUGAUCCUGAGGUCCGACGUGGCCAGCAUGGACGACUUCACACCCAGCGGAGAGUGGGACAUCAUCGCCCUGCCGGGGCGCCGCAACGAGAACCCUGCCGACCCCACCUACGUAGACAUCACUUAUGACUUCAUCAUCCGCAGGAAACCUCUGUUCUACACCAUCAACCUCAUCAUCCCCUGUGUCCUCAUCACCUCUCUGGCUAUCUUAGUGUUCUAUCUGCCCUCUGACUGUGGAGAGAAGAUGACCCUGUGUAUCUCUGUCCUGCUGGCCCUCACUGUGUUCCUCCUGCUGAUCUCUAAGAUCGUCCCCCCCACCUCCCUGGACGUUCCUCUGGUCGGGAAGUACCUGAUGUUCACCAUGGUCCUGGUGACCUUCUCUAUUGUCACCAGUGUGUGUGUUCUCAACGUGCACCACCGCUCACCCACCACACACACCAUGCCCCCCUGGGUCAAGCUGGUGUUCCUCAACAAAUUGCCUGCGCUGCUCUUCAUGCGCCAGCCCCAGAACAGCUGCGAGCGUCAGAAGCUGCGCCAGCGACGGAGGGGCCAGGAGCAGAGGGAGGGGGGCAGGGAUGGGGGCUCCGCCGGGGGGCUGAUGGUGGGCCUGGGGCUGGGGGGCGGAGGUGGCACGGAUAACAACGACCCCUGUACGUGUUACGUGAACCGGGCGUCGGUGAAACAGUUUGUAGGGGAGCUGGGAGGAGGGGGAGGGGGGUCGAUGGAGGGGCUGAACGGGCUGAGGGAAGACAGGGAGGGGGGGCAGGGGAACCGGCCCAGGGGGAAACAGUUAGGAGGGGGCCCAGCCCUGACCCAGGCCGUGCUAGGACAAGCCUGCCCUGGGUUGGAGGAGGCUGUCGACGGGGUCCGCUUCAUCGCCAACCACAUGAAGACUGAAGACGACGACCAGAGUGUGAGCGAGGACUGGAAGUAUGUUGCCAUGGUGAUCGACCGUCUCUUCCUGUGGAUCUUUAUAAUUGUGUGUGUGUCCGGAACGGUCGGGAUGUUCCUCCAGCCACUGUUCCAGAACUACACUGCCAAGACCAUCACCAACACCAAUGGCUGACCAACCAGGUGCCCAGCAGCAUCGAUGGACACCGCCCCGACCCAAUCAGCACAGCAGGACAGGGGCAGGAGGGAGGGACCUGCCCAGCAGGGGAAGUGGGUUUUAUUAAGUCUGUGGAACUAAUUUGGACAGGAGCCACACCUGUUAACCUUUAUAGCCUUUCUACUGAACUGUUCUGAACUGAAGAACUAAACUUAACACCAACAUCGUAUGAAAGAUCUUUUUUUCCAGAGGAGGGAUAAAUGGAUGGACAACUCUUCCCUUUUUCCCAGAGGAAGGUGGAGUUAUGCCUCUCCUCUCUCCCUCUGAGUGACAAGCGGCAGAAGCCAAUCAGGGAGAGAGGACAAUCUCUAAAUUGUUUGACAUCCUGUAGAACGCUACGCCAGCCAAUCAAUGCUCUUCAUUCCAAGCUGACUGUGCAAGCUUACUGAGAGUAUAUUGUCGCACCUUCAACUGGUACAGAACUUAAUGCUUCAGUAACAGAACCUUGAUUGGAAACUGUGUCAACCAAUUGGGAAAAUGUAAAGGCAAGUGGGGGGUUGUCAAGGUUCAUAAUUGUUUUUCCAAGCCACUUCUGUUAAGCCAACUGAUAGUACAGUACAGUAUAUUUUACCAUAGCAGUGUACCACAGUAUAGCUUUGAAUAUAAUAUUAUUGCGAUUUCUCUGUGUCUGUUUCUGAGAGAAAGGUAGGGUGGUUUGUUGUAUGAUUCUCUACGCUUUUAAACAAGAAUGUGAUAUUACCUGUACUACACAGCCUGUGACGUGCACACUAACACUAUAUGAGUAGAAGAGACAGAUCGUGAAGGAGAGAGAUGAAAGAGAGAGAGGGAUAUUGACAGAGAGUUAGAUGGAAUGAGAUGAAGUAGUUAUAGUGAAUCCCAAACCGCCCCCUCGCCAAUACCAACUCCCUCCGUUGUCACGUGUUGCUGACGAAGCUCCGAGGGUGACUUCCAGAGAGUGGCGAUGGGAUCAAUAAACCCACCGGGACCAGUCUCUGAAUCAGACAUAAACACAUGACGUGGUAUAUAAUUAGACACGCCUCUCCAGUCUCUGAAUCAGACAUAAACACAUGA
Messenger RNA from Oncorhynchus masou masou (cherry salmon), 2873 nucleotides. RefSeq names its product neuronal acetylcholine receptor subunit beta-2-like. NCBI's taxonomy places the organism in Eukaryota, Metazoa, Chordata, Actinopteri, Salmoniformes, Salmonidae. Gene Ontology annotation, molecular function: acetylcholine-gated monoatomic cation-selective channel activity; transmembrane signaling receptor activity. The record is from RefSeq and is a predicted model, not a curated record. Gene Ontology annotation, biological process: chemical synaptic transmission; nervous system process; signal transduction. Gene Ontology annotation, cellular component: synapse; postsynaptic membrane; neuron projection.